Plasmodium cynomolgi strain B is the source of this 243-nucleotide messenger RNA. RefSeq names its product CYIR protein. NCBI's taxonomy places the organism in Eukaryota, Apicomplexa, Aconoidasida, Haemosporida, Plasmodiidae. The record is from RefSeq and is a predicted model, not a curated record. The transcript has a single exon. The annotation marks the transcript as partial.
GUUUUAGGAAGGUGUGUUCAAAUGUUAAGAACUAUUUAAAUUAUGUAAAAGUAUAUUCUAAAUCUCUAGUUAUAACUAAAUGUUUUAAACCAUCAAACUACUUGUUAUAUGAUCAUGAAAUUAAUAAUUUAUUUUUUGGUUGCACUACCUUACCGAUGUACAGUGAUCUUCAAAAACUGUAUGGUGAGAAAUGUUUCGAUUUGGUAAUAUGUAACGAGCAUAUUGAGGACCUUAAAUAUGUGU